AUGUCUUUUUCGACGCUGUACAAACGUGCCCUCGUGCGCUAUCCCGUGUUGGUGCAGUCGGUCCAGUCGGGGCUACUGAUGGGGGCUGGUGAUGUGAUUGCGCAAGGAUUCAUCGAACGAAAGGAUUGGAAAUCAUUCGACGGUAUGCGUGCCUUCAAAUUCUUUGGAAUAGGAUUUUGCGUCGGUGGUCCAGGAUUACGAAAAUGGUAUGGUGUACUUGACCGACACGUUGGCAGCAAGGGCGGUAGUAAAGCGAUCAUUACGCUGAAAAAAGUCACACUGGAUCAGCUCAUCUUUGCACCCGUCUUUCUCGGCACACUGAUCGGAACGAUUGGGUUGCUGCAAGGCCACAACAUGGCCGAAAUUAAGCACAAGUUGCGCCACGAGUAUGGAGACAUCUUGCUGACGAACUACUACAUCUGGCCGUGGGUGCAGUUGGCAAAUUUCUAUCUAGUCCCACUCAACUACCAGGUGCUGCUUGUGCAGUCGGUGGCAGUGUUCUGGAAUACGUACCUUUCCUGGAAGACAAACCAAAGUGAAGGUGCGUCCGGUAAGCAUGGCACCGUGAAACCAGUCGCACAUGAACCACUUACCGCUGGAGAGGAAACGGUUGCCACGUAA
Molecule: messenger RNA, 621 nt
Organism: Anopheles marshallii
Lineage: Eukaryota; Metazoa; Arthropoda; Insecta; Diptera; Culicidae
Gene: Mpv17
Product: protein Mpv17
Exons: 2
Coding region: 1-621 (206 amino acids)
Cellular component (GO): cytoplasm; membrane
Source: RefSeq, a predicted model, not a curated record